GAAUCGGCCUCUUGGGCCGUUGACAGGCAGAGGAAUAUGGUUGAUGUUGCAAUGGCGCAAAAGCGGUUGCCACCAGCUGAACACUCCUCUCUAUUACUUGGCUCAUUGAAAUUGCUGGCGGCAUCAGCUCGGGACUGGUGUUGCAAGGUUUGAGUUUUUCUCAUCCUCAAGAGAGUCUGGAGAACCGUAGGUAGUCCUAGUCCUAGUCCUACAGGUAGACAAAGAGCCGCAAUUUGUUGGUGGAAGCGGCUCACACGCUGUUGAUUUGUGGGAGCAGUUGAAGCAACUUUGAUUGCAGAAACUCAGCUGAAGCGUUGCCUACAUUGUCAUAGCAAGUCGUAGUCAGCUGGCAAGAGGAGUUCGUGCUUUUGCCACCUGCACCUACCAACAACGCCUACGCUUUCUCUACAGUCCGCCACCGCCAACAUGAGUUUCCGCAAGGGAGUCGGUUCUGCCAGAAGGGACAAGGCAAAGGGCAGGACACAGGGCCUAACAGAAGAGCAGAAGCAGGAGAUCAGGGAGGCAUUCGAUCUCUUUGACACUGAUGGCUCAGGGACAAUUGAUGCAAAGGAGCUGAAGGUUGCUAUGCGGGCACUUGGAUUUGAACCCAAGAAGGAGGAGAUCAAGAAGAUGAUUGCUGAUAUCGACAAAGAUGGCAGCGGCACAAUCGAUUUCGAGGAGUUCCUGACUAUGAUGACGGCCAAGAUGGGGGAGAGGGAUUCUAAGGAGGAAAUCAUGAAGGCUUUCAGGCUUUUUGAUGAUGACGAGACAGGCAAGAUUUCUUUCAAGAACUUGAAACGGGUGGCCAAGGAGCUGGGCGAGAAUAUGACUGACGAAGAGCUACAAGAGAUGAUUGAGGAGGCAGAUAGAGAUGGUGAUGGUGAGGUUAAUGAAGAGGAGUUCUACAGAAUCAUGAAGAAGACUAGCCUCUUUUAGUUUACGCAAUUGUUAUAUAACUGCCUAUUUGGGGGAACGUUCAAGGACUCUUUGGCUGAGUUGAUGGGUGUCACGUCCAUCAUGUAGGGCAGAGUGCUUUGCUAAUACACUGAAGCUUGUCGAGAUCAGAGAUCCGCUUGAGAUAUUGAAACUUUGGUGGUUCUCAGUCCUUCUUUGAAGUGACUGAUCGCUUUUAUUGGGGGCAUCCCAUGAAAGCAAGGGCAGUGAACGUAGGAAGCAUUCCAGCGGAAAACUGUCCUGGAAAAGAACAGUGAACAAGGACGACUUGGCAGCAUCGACCUCAGAAGGUAACCUUGCAAGCAUCUGUACACAGUGAUUUGUCUGUGGCUUGAGGCUAUGACAGGCUGCGGUUGGCCAGUCAACCGCUUCAUGCGCAAAGAAUGUUUUCCUUUACAUGCC
Klebsormidium nitens is the source of this 1356-nucleotide messenger RNA. The record is from the annotation of a GenBank genome assembly. NCBI's taxonomy places the organism in Eukaryota, Viridiplantae, Streptophyta, Klebsormidiophyceae, Klebsormidiales, Klebsormidiaceae.